AUGGGUGAUGUCUGAAAGAGACCAGCAUGGAGAAUACGGGGCCCGACCUGUCUCAUCUUACUCCGGAAGAACGGGCCAUCAUCGAAUCGGUUAUGAUGAGGCAAAAACAGGAAGAGGAAAGGGAACAAGAAAUUCUCAGAAGAAAAGCGGACGAGGUCCAUAUCUUGGAGGAGACAAUUCGCGCCCGUAACGAAGAACAUAAAAAGGCGGGGGUCGAACUAGAGGCCACAUGCCACAUAUGUCUCAAAACUAAGUUUGCUGACGGGGUGGGACACAUUUGUAACUAUUGUUCUAUCAGAUGUUGCGCUAGAUGCGGUGGAAAAGUUACGCUUAGAUCAAAUAAGGUGGUUUGGAUUUGUAUCCUGUGUCGAAAAAAGCAGGAGCUGUUGAGUAAAACGGGGCAGUGGAUGUUUGGAGGCCCAAACGCCGAAACGGACUUACCGCAAUUACAACAAGCGCCAUCUGAUAAAAGGCCCAAAUUAGAAAGGGCGCACUCUGCGGCAGAAAAAGAAAAUCAACCUCUUCAAAGAGCGGGUAGCGUAUUGAGGAGACAAUAUUCAGAACAAGAGCCCAGGGCGCCGUCUUGCGAAAGGUACCAACAAUAUAACGAAGAGGACCCUAGGUUUUAUAAAGGAGAGCUGGAAGGACUGAUGAGGACACAUCCGCAUCUGGUACCAAGGAGGUAUCCAGAGCCUGAAUCAGAACCCGUUCAAAUGGACCAUUCUCAACAAAGGGUUCAAUCUAUAGCGAGCGGUACCAAGAAACAUAAGAGAAGCGGUUCAUCGAAAAAACAUCAACAACUCCCCCCACCCCAAGUACAACUCCAUACUUAUUCUAGUUCAGAAGAAGAUUUGAAAUCGACUCCUGAGUACGGAAGCGACGAACGCGACAGCGAAAAGGGUAAUAUUGGCAACUGGCCCCCCUUAAGCCAUUAUAUAGUUGCACCAGUACACCAACACAGACCUCUACAAGAUGUAACUGCGGAUAAUAGAUGUUUCACAGAGAGAAGAAAGAAAACUGUUCGUUUUGAUCACCACGAUAGUAGUCGACAAGGUUCACAAGAUUCUCACAGGGAUUCUGGUAUCGAUACAUCUUCCACAUUCACUAGUAGCGAGGAUUCGACCAGGGGGGACAUGCCCAAGCAUCCAUUAUCUUGGCAAGUUUCUGCUGAUGGUACUAAAAUUAUCGGUCACAUGAUUUUGAGAAGAAAUUCUAGAGAUACGUCCGGCUCUAGUGCCACCAUAUUAGGUUUGAAAAUUGUUGGUGGAAAAUUAUUAGACAACGGACUAACAGGAGCUAUAAUAGAAAAAGUUAAGAAAGGUAGUAUAGCUGAUGUGGAAGGACAACUUAGACCCGGCGAUGAGGUCAUCGAAUGGAAUGGUAGAUCGUUGCAGGGGAAAACGUUUAAUGAAGUGGCUGAAAUAAUAGCGGAAAGUAGACAAGAAGCUAAUGUAGAAUUGAUAGUUUCUAGGAGUAUGAGCAGCAGGAAGGUUGCGCAAGCCAAUUGGAGACAGUCAGUUGCUCAGAGAGGUCAGCAGACGUCUGUCGGUGGCCUUCAUCAGUGGCACCCUGAAUCGGAAAUAUACGAGCGUCCCCACGUGCUGGUGACGUCACCCGGCAGUCCGGAGCGUAGCCAAGAUACAUCUCGGCAGGCGCUGGCACCGAGCAUUGGGGGUCGGAUCCAAGUUAGAGUGGAGUUCGACCCCUCCGCGUUGCAGUUGUUAGUCACCAUCGUCUGCGCCGCUGGUCUAACUCCUAGAUCGCCUCAACAACCAAGAAAUCCCUAUUGUAAGUUGUUUUUGUUGCCGGACCGAUCGGAGAAAAGUAAAAAGAGAACGAGGACUUUAGCGGGAACGACGGAGCCUAUGUGGAAUCAGACAUUCGUAUACUCGGGAUUGAGGAGGGCGGAUCUUAGACUACGGGCUUUGGAAAUAACUGUAUGGGAUUACGUUAGAUAUGGAGCUAAUGAUUUUUUAGGAGAAGCAAUAGUUGAGUUGUGGCCUUUGGAAGAUCAGCCUACCUGGAGGACUUUAGGUCCGCAUGAAGAAAUUGUUUUGACACCUAGCGAACAUCUGUCUCCACCUAGUACGGGGUCCAGGUUUUCCGAUAGCGAUACACCAUCGGAGUGCGAUAUUGAAGGGGGACGAGAUCGACGAAACGCGGAUGGAGCUAGCGUGAGUAGCGUAGGUAGUUCUUCGAGUCCGCCGAGAGAAAGUGAAAGGAGAUCACGAAGAGAUCAAGAAACCAUGCAAGCAUAUCAUACGUAUAACAGCAGUAAGUCCGGAAUUAUAAGUCAUCGAUCACACUCGGCGGCACCGUGCGAUUCCCCAAGUGUCCAUUUAUCAAGAUCCCGUUCAAAAUCACCACGACGUUCGGCUACCGAUCACCGAUCACUAUCACCACCGGACGUCCGCCUUACCGAAUACACACCAACGACGUACAAAAUGUCGCGUUUUCAAUCUCGAAGCGCUACAGCGACACCUACCGGUUCCCCGAAAAAACGUCAACUUCCUCAAGUUCCGCAAGCACUGGCUCGAGCUUUACAAGAAAGAGUCGCUCAGGAUUUGGAAGGAACGAGCAUCAGUACGAAGAAUAGGACAAGGUUUAUCCAAACGUACAGAAGUACUGGAUCUGGUUGGGAAAGAAGAUAUAGUGGUUUAAGUGAUAGCGACUUGGCGAACCAUUCAAGAUAUAAUACAAGAAGAUCGUUUUCUCCCGAAAAAGAGCGAGAGAGGGAUCCUUUAGGGCUGGUGGAUUUCGAUAGUGAUAUGGAAAGUGUGGCAUCAGUAACUAGCAGCGCUUUUUCAACACAGUCAGAAAGACCUCGAGGAACAAGAGGAUUGGGCACUGAAUACGGCUAUAGGACGAUGAAUUCGAGAAGUACUAGAGACAGAGACCAUGAGCCCAGGGAACCCAUAGAGCCUCUGGAUCCGCACCAUAACUAUCAUUUGAGCAACAAUCUUCACCAUCAUCACCACCACCAUCAUCAUCAUAGAGAUGGUAGCGUCAAAAGGGGACAGUUCACCAGGAGUUUAUCGAAUACGGAACCGCCUAUGGAAGAAAAAACCGAUGGCAGUUUAAGCGAUACCGCCGUCAGCCACCUUCACGGUCUUGAAGUCCCUCAAAAAGACAUGAAUCGAAAAGACAGUCCUCGUGACAGAGACAGGGAUAGGACGGGUCAAUUUGUUGGUCUUAAUAAAAAGAGUAAUUCAACUAGCCAAUUAUCAGCAACAGGUCGAAAAAGAAGAAUGGGCUUCGGAAAACGAGGAAAAACUUCGUUUACUGUACUUAGAUCCGAAGAAGUUUUACCUGGUGAUGUCAGAUUAGCGAAGCAAGGAUCUUCUGCUUCAAGCGAUGGUGAAGGAUCAGCUGACGGUGACAGGUGGUCGCCUUCGUUGCGCUUAACAGCAGCCGGAGAAGGGCAACUGGCUGAAUUUAUAGAAGGUCUCGGUCCUGGGCAGUUAGUUGGAAGACAAGUUUUAGGAUCACCUUCGUUAGGAGAUAUUCAAUUAGCCCUUUGUCAUCAAAAGGGUUUUCUGGAAGUAGAAGUUGUUAGAGCAAGAGAUCUUCAAGCCAGACCAGGUUCGAAAGUUCUACCAGCUCCUUAUGUGAAAGUAUACUUAGUUAAUGGUAAAAAAUGUAUAGCGAAAGCGAAAACAACUACUGCAAGGAGGACCUUAGAUCCUUGGUACCAACAACAGUUAGCUUUUAAGGAAAAUACUCAAGGCUGUAUAUUGCAAGUGACGGUAUGGGGUGACUACGGUAGAUUAGAAGGAAAGAAAAUCUUCAUGGGUGUGGCCCAAAUAAUGCUCGACGACUUAAAUUUGAAAAAUAUCGUCGAAGGCUGGUACAAAUUAUUCGGAACGACUUCCCUGUGAGAAGAAUCAUCCUUCAUUUUUUAUAUAGAUAAGGAUUAACAAUUUUUCAAAAGUGCUUAAAAGACGCUACGAAUUAAACACCUUUACACGCUACUUUGUGAGUAAACAAAACUGAAAAAAAUAUGAAAGAAAACGUAGUGUAGAAAAAAGCCGAAAUAGAUCCAGAUUAGUGUAACCGAAAUGAACAGUGUAGAUACGCGCACAGCUCUAAUAUAAUAGUGUCAAAUAGUGUCACAGGAAAUCAUAACUAAGUAUGAAUUAUAUACCCAGAUUGUCCAGAAAAUACACAAGAUUAAAUCUUCAAUUAUCAAGAUAUAUUCACUAUUUUUAUGCUAUAUAACAACGAAAUACUCUGAUUAUUGUCUUUAAAAACUUUCUAUUCUCAACUAGACUGCCAUAUUUCAAUUUCAAGUCUAUUUGUCGAAGAAAACUAGUAAACUAAAACAUUUUCACGCAUAGAGCACGUGAUCAGGGUUUAAACGUCAGGACCGCACUUGGCACUUAAGAAAUAAUUUACAGAUUAACAAUAUUAAUUAUAAAUAAUAAUUCUUCUUCUUACGACGCUGAUUCGCUUCGGAAGUUUGCGAUACAAAUGGCUAUUGUCGCACGAGAAACCGCAGCUCUGAAAGAAAAUUUCUGUAGACGUCUGUCCGAGUCAUCUGCGCCUUGAUUGUCGUGAGUGCUGUAGGACCUCUAUGUUUGUCUUAUGUUUCGUCCAAGAUAUCCGCAUCAUUCGUACAUUUCGAACGCAUCAAUGUUCAUCUUUGUGGCCGCAUCCAUGGUCCAACCAAUUCGCAUCAGUCCAGAAGAAGCUUUCUGGUCCGGAGCUCCAAGCUGAGGUUGCGAUUUGCUAGAAGUGUCCUCAUGUUGUUCAAAGUUUUCCGCGCUUGCUCGAUUCUUGAUCUGAUUUCGAGUUUUUCGUCGUGUUGGUAUCUUAGAGAUGACACUCGUUCAAUGAUCUCUCCAUGGAGUCUUAGCGUGUCGUUUCUUUGUAGUUUUGUGAAUACCAUCCAUAAAUAAUCAUAUACAAUUAUUAUUACAAAAAUAUUAAAUAUAAACGUCUAUAUCUGCAUUUGCAUACCAGUGACAAUGUUUAUAUUCUACAUUUUGGCUUCAAACUGUUCCUGGACAUGCUCAAUAUAGUUUUUCCCCAAAUCAAGUGUAAUUCUCUAAUAGCUUCAGGAAAAAUUUGAGUGUAGUCACUUUAAGAAGAUACUGCCAAAAACUUUGUCUUUUUAGAAGCAACUUCAACGGUCUUGUCAUCAUUUUUCACAUUUCACAGGAGGAGUAUAGCUAAUGUCAACAAUUUCAUCAUCUUAUCUAACGGUUUCUUCAGAGAUACGGCGCUCGCCCGUCCCGCGCAGUUUUUCAUUUGUGGUGGACCAACAACGACCCGUAUUUCGUCCGGGAUGUUCUCGUGCUGAUUACAUACUGAUCAUUGUGUUGGUUUAUUAUUUUUCUCCGAUAAAUAGAUUUUAGCUGUGAAAUUGAAAUGUUUUUCGAACUUGUAAUGGUACUAUUACCAAAAUAUUUAAUAAUCAACGCAUCUUAACGUUAAAUUCAUAGUAAUUUUCAAUUUUAUAGUAAAAUUGAGUGAAAACUGUUGUUACCAUGCUAGAUUAUUUAUUUUUUCCCUUGUAACUUAUCCUUUACCUAUAUAAAUACGCAGUUAUUUAAUAUUCUCUUUGGAAUUUAUGUAUUAAAGCAGUUUCUGGUCUAUAAUUGUCCUGAUCUAGUUAUGAGCGAAAGGACCCUGCAAGACGUAAACCAAAAACACACAUGCAGCUAAAGACAGGAACUUAUGAGAAUUUCUUCAUGUAAAUUUCUUAUUUCUUGGACCUUUUGAUGUAUUGAUGCUUCUAAAUGUUUGGAUUUUGACGUUUCGUCUUUCUUUAAAAAAAACUAAUUUGUAAACGGAAGAAACCUAAAAGCAACAACAUUUAGAUUUAUUUAUAUGUAUAUAGCAUCUAACUUGGUCGUAUUGGAUUAAUUAAUGAUAUUAAUAGAAUCAAUAUCUAUGAUAAAAUCAGUUCAACGAAAUAGUAUUAAGUUCAAAAAUAUAAAAGAUCCUGUUGAUCUUAUUAUCGCCAAAGUUUAUCAGUAUUAGCAGUCUUUUUCGAAAUUUAUAAGCAUAAUUUUUCAAAAAAAAAAAAUAAUUUAUUCUGGACAAUCUGUAAACGUUUAAAGCGACCAAAUAAGAACAAUCUGAUAGUUUCUGAUCUGAAAUUUUUGUAUUAAAAUAUUUAGUGAAAGUAACACAUUUUUCAAGAUUUUAUGGUAUGUACAAUGUACACGUUUUGAGAAUAUCAUUUUGACUUUAUUUUCAAAAAGUGAAGUAUCAAGCUGACAUGUAGACAUUUUAUAUGAUUAUUAGUAAUUCAUUAUUCAUAAUUGAAAACUACAUUCAUGUAGCCAGUGUUUUUAGUCUUGCUUUUGGUUAUUUUGUGUUAUUUUGAAAAAAACUAUCACACAAUUUUUGUUCAUAACUUUAUUAAUAGUGUGUAAUAUUUUGUACUUUCUUUGGCGGAUUUUAAAUUAUUCAAAGGCAAAAAAUAGCCGGUUGAGUGAAAAUUGGCAAACAUUUUCUUAAUAAGAUGCAUUUGGAGAGAAAAACUGAAAAAGGGUUAGCGCAGGACAAAAAAAUUUUUAGUUUAAAAUAAGAGAAUUCAUUUCUUUAUUAUAAUUUGAAUACCGAAACUUUAAACUCAAAACUUUCUCAAGAAAUUGAAAGUUUAUUAAAUUUUCUACAAAAAAUAUCUCUUGCACUUUUUGCGUACAAUUAGUCCUUUUCUCACAAAACGAGAUUGAAACCCGGGAUGUGAGGCUUCCAAACUUUCUUAGGUCUACAGUUUAUUCUCCCACAUUUUGAAACGAAAAAUCUGGAAGAACAAAAAAAUUUCAAAUUGAGCAAUAAAACAAAACGUAUUUUUGGUGAUGCCCAAUUAGACCGAGAGCUUGAAAUUUACAAAAAUAUUUAUUCCAAACUUUCUUUAGUUGAAAAGCAACAAAUGCAUUAUGUUUCUCAAGCCUACAGUUUAUUCUCCAAAGUUUGGAAACGAAAAAUCUGAAAGAACCAAAAAAUUUCAAAUUGAGCAACAAAACAAAACGUGUUUUUAGUGAUGCCCAUUCUGAAAAAUUAGACCGAGAGCUUGAAACUUACAAAAAUCUUUAUUUUUCAUAUGAAAUGCAUAAUUAGAUUAGCUCCAGCAAGUAAGGCCUAUAACCUAUAAGUUUUUCUCAUGCGUCAGCAUUAUUUUCACGUCAUCUACUACGGAAUUUUUCGCCUCAAAUCCUCCAAUUCCCAAACAGGCUCCAGAUUAUCUGCUGAUUAUCCAAUCUAUCACAGUAUUAAACAAUAUUUUUCUCUAUUGAUCGAGUCAAAUGCUUUUUCAAACUCUAUAAAAUUCAACCAGAUAUCUUUAUUCUGCUCUUUCGUUUGUUUCAAUAUUAAUUAACCUGUACUGCGGUGGAUUUUCGAAAAAAAUUUAUUGGGAAAUGAGCUGGAGGUCUCGACAGGCAAAACAGAUUUUGGUGAAGUUAUUAAAAAGCCUGUUUUCAAUCGCGAUUUAUUAGAAAAUUAAUUAUACGCGAAAAGGAUAAAACUUCUUUUUUGUAGGAAAUUUAAUAAAUUUUUAUUCGGUAUGAAAAAUUUCGUCCUGUAUUCAAAUUAUAAUAGAAAAAAUCAAUUUUUAAUUUUAAAUUCAAACUUCAAGCAGCAAUUUUUGGUCAAAUAAUUUAUGCCAAACUGUUUUCACCCCAAAAUCUCAAUCUACUGUACUUAAUAAUGUCGAAUAUCGUGGUGGACUGUUUUAUUUGGCCCCCCUAUUUAAUUAAUUUAUUGUUAAUGUCUGUAAUAAGACUGAAUACUUCUGAAUAUUAUUGAAAAAUUAAUACAAAAAUUUCAUACGAAUCAUCACAGUCGCUUUAUUUAAAAAAAAAAUGCUUCAUUGGAAUUGAACUCGCUUUAUUACUUGGAACAUAUACGAGGACUUAAGGUAAUGUUGAUGAUUAUGUAAAAUAUAUAUUUAACAAAAUGACAUAGAAUUGUAUAUGAAACCUUUAAUGUAACAUAUAGAUAUACUUAAAUUGUUGAACUGCAUGUGAUAAUAAUAUUAUGUUGGCUGUUCGAAUUCCCCAAGCUUUUAAAGAAAAAUAAAAAAAAAUAUCCUCCGAUCCAGAAAA
This is a messenger RNA of Diorhabda sublineata, 8060 nucleotides long. RefSeq names its product regulating synaptic membrane exocytosis protein 2 (gene Rim). NCBI's taxonomy places the organism in Eukaryota, Metazoa, Arthropoda, Insecta, Coleoptera, Chrysomelidae. Bases 27 to 3878 code for a protein of 1283 amino acids. The record is from RefSeq and is a predicted model, not a curated record. The transcript is spliced from 19 exons. Gene Ontology annotation, molecular function: transmembrane transporter binding; small GTPase binding. Gene Ontology annotation, cellular component: presynaptic membrane; cytoskeleton of presynaptic active zone. Gene Ontology annotation, biological process: intracellular protein transport; positive regulation of synaptic transmission; calcium ion-regulated exocytosis of neurotransmitter.